This is a messenger RNA of Cricetulus griseus (Chinese hamster), 4505 nucleotides long. NCBI's taxonomy places the organism in Eukaryota, Metazoa, Chordata, Mammalia, Rodentia, Cricetidae. The record is from RefSeq and is a predicted model, not a curated record.
AUGAGGAGGUGCAGGGCCUUACCCUCAGCGCUGCUACUGUCCCUCAUCAGCAGGGGUGAUGGCCUGGUGCCACCGUUCUGUCCUCGCUUGGUGGUGGCAUCUCCAUGUGACAUCACUAUCCUUCCUUUUCCUCUGGAGCAGCAGGAGCUCCCGGUCCGUGGGAACCUCUCGGCGCCAGCCCCAGCCGUGCCCACCGCCCUGCACACCAAGAUGGAUGAGCUAGAAGGCCAGCUCCUGGCAAAGGUACUGGCGCUGGAGAAGGAACGCGCUGCCCUCAGUCAUGGCAGCCACCAGCAGCGACAGGAAGUGGAGAAGGAGCUGGAUGCCCUGCAGGGUCGAGUGGCAGAGCUGGAGCAUGGGUCCUCGGCCUACAGUCCCCCUGAUGCCUUCAGGGUCAGCAUUCCCAUCCGCAAUAACUAUAUGUAUGCCCGUGUUCGCAAGGCACUGCCGGAACUCUAUGCCUUCACCGCCUGCAUGUGGCUGCGCUCCAGGUCGGGUGGCUCCGGCCAGGGUACCCCCUUCUCCUACUCAGUGCCUGGGCAAGCCAAUGAGAUCGUGCUGCUGGAGGCCGGCCUUGAGCCAAUGGAACUACUGAUCAACGACAAGGUGGCCCAGCUGCCUCUGAGCCUGAAGGACAACAAUUGGCACCACAUCUGCAUUGUCUGGACUACCAGGGAUGGGCUGUGGUCUGCAUACCAGGAUGGUGAACUUCGGGGCUCUGGUGAGAACCUGGCAGCCUGGCACCCUAUCAAGCCACAUGGUAUCCUUAUCCUGGGCCAAGAACAGGAUACUCUGGGGGGCCGAUUUGAUGCCACCCAGGCCUUCGUCGGUGACAUUGCACAGUUCAACCUGUGGGACCACGUCCUGACACCUGCCCAGGUCCUAGGCAUGGCCAACUGCACUGGACCACUGAUGGGCAAUGUCCUCCCCUGGGAAGAUAAGCUGGUGGAAACCUUCGGAGGUGCAAAGAAGUCCACCUUUGAUGUCUGCAAGGGGAGGGCCAAGGCAUGAGGAGCCACCUUGUUCAGAACCCCUCCCUUGCCUGUCACUUUGGGGACCUUGAAGGGGCACUGCCCUUCUCAGCCUGUUCAUGUGCUGACCUUCCUACCACACUCCCGUCCAUACCUCCCAUUCCCCAUCACAGGCACCCACACCUCCAGAAUGCCCUGCCCUGGACGGAUGUCCCCUCAGCUGCCUGGGUAGGGACCAGUGUCUCCAGUCAACUACUCCAACCUAGGGGAGUUGUCUUGGCAAUGUAUUGGCUUGGUCUCUCUCCUUAAACACUCUGUCCCCCCACCAGUCACAUCAGACUGAUCUAAUUCCAACAUUCCCCAAGGAGAUGUGGGUAGAGGUGGCCUUUGACCCUCUCAUCCCCUGUGCUUCAGGCCUACACAGGCUGUAGAAGGGAUGCCAGUCAUGUAUGAGAUCAGACCCUCCUCAUCUGUCUUCCUCAGUUGCCCACAGGGGCUACAGGAUCAUCGUUCCCAUUGCCCAUCUCCUGCUCCCUCCUGGCCCCAGUUUCUUUGUGUAUUGUGGUUAGAAUGUUGGUUUGUUCCCUUCCAGGAUGUUCCCUUCCCUGCCCCCACCUAACAGCUAGGGACCAAGACCUUGGAGGCCAAAGGGCUGUAAUCACUCCCCUACCCACUGGCAACUUUGCCCACCAGCAUGGUUGACCUCCCCACCCCCAUGCCCAAGACAGGACCUGGGUCACUCUAGCCUAGCCUGAUAGCAUCCAAAGCAGAGGCACCAUGUCCUAGGAGACAUUUUCCUGCCAGAGCCCUGUGGCUUAGCCACGGUAUCAACUCCUUUUGCAUGGCCCUGGAAAGGCUGGAGGAUACUGAGAGAGAGGACAGAGCACUGAGUGAGAGAGAGGACCCCUUGUUUCAUACUCAGUCCUGCUGCUGACUUGCUGUGUGGCCUUCUGUAAGAACCCUUUCUGGGCCUGGCUUUCCUCCUUUGUGAGCUGAGGCCAUACUAUUGGCUGCUUCUGAGAAUGCCCCACUUAGGACAUGAGAUGAACCAUGAUACCUUGUGCACAGAGCAGGCAAAGACAGCACUGAAGGCCCAGUGACUUAGCACAGAAGGUUCUGGAACUGAAUAGCAGAUGUAAUCGGGUGGGCAGGGGUUAGGGUCACAGCUAGCUCAAAGGGUCAGUGUCAAGGACAAGGCUCAAGGCAGACCAGACACCAGUAAGUUUUAGCUCUCAUUGGAUCCUUCACCCUUGCUUUUCUGAGAGUAUCUCAGCUAGUGGCUACCUGGUCCCUGCCUGUGAGUUCUUACCAGCUCCCCCAGGAGCACAGAAGAAUGUCAGUGCUGAGAAAGGCCACCCAUUGCAAGCUCUUGCUUGUGGGAAAUGGGGAAGAUCACAGAGAGGGCAAUGAAUUGCCCAGGAUCACACAGCACAACAUGGUGGGCCUAGUGCUUCUGAAUCCCUCCUCAGUGCUCUUCUGCAUACCAUGCUGCCUGUCCUGGAGGGUCUUUGAGCCCAGCUUAUACCUGUGCAGGGAGGCAUUUGAGAGGGCACAGUGUGAGACAUCCAACCUCAGGCUGUGAGGGAAGAGCCAGGACAGAUAGAUGGCUGAGGAUGCAGUGCCCUCCUGGUCCUCUCCCAAGUCCCGCCACAGUCGCAGCUGGCUGAAUCAGUGGGCACUGGUGCCCCCACCUCUGUCCUCGACAGCUUUUGUCCCUGUCUGUGCUCCCAAUGGCCAUUCAGCCUGAGACAUGACGCAGGAACGGGAGUUUGCAGCCCAUGCCAGGGAAGCCUGUCCAAGGCUUGCCUCUGGCCUGCAGAUCUCUCUCUGUUUCCAUUUUUAGAGCAACUACACAUCUCAGCACCUCCAUUCCCAUCUCCUGAAGAUAGUUGUAGUGGCUUCACCCAGACCUGCUGAAAGUCAGGUUGCCCAGUAACAGCCAAUGAUAUCAGCUCUGGUGCUGGGUCAAGUGUCUGUCGUUCAAGUUGUUGCUGGGUGAUAGCUAGAUGCAGAACUUAGACCUCAGGGACUCUGAGCCUCGUCAGGCUUUUGCUGUUGUUCUAGAAGAGGUAGCUUUAGAGGAGGCCUUGGGAGGAUAGAGUCUUAGGAGGGAUAGGGCAGAAACUGCUGGGUCAUUUGAACCCACCAGACACACCAUCCUGAUCCUUUCUGCUUUGUCCCAGUGGUGAUGAGAAAUGACACCUCUGCCACAUUCCCAUGCCAGGUCACCCUGGUUAAACUCCAGCCACCUCCCCCCAGGAGAAAGAAAUGGAGACAUUGGGGCAUGUCUCUGAGUGUGGCUCACUAGGGAAAGGACUGGCUCUCUAUUUCCAGAGUCCUCACCUGUUCUCAUCUAUUGUGCUGUGAAUAUUCCCUGAGCAUGUGGACCCCUGUUUUGAUGCCUUCUGCUGCUCCCAACAGGACAGCUGAAACCCUGAGUUGCCCCUGGGUCUGAUGAAGAUGGAGCUGGGUUUGUAGGCAGCCUUAGACACUGCAACUACAGAGCGCUCUGUCUGCACUGUCUGGUUUGUCCUCACAGCACAGUAUAAAGAGGUAGGACUGUUCUUAGCCUGUAAUGCAGGAGAGAAGGACAGGGCUCUGAGAGGGUGGAGUAACUUGCCCAGUAUCAAUUGGCCAACUGGUGACAGUGCUAUUUCUAUUUGGAGGCAGGUUACAUGCCUGGAGGAUGGGGCCACCUUCUUCAGAGUGCAGAAGGAGCAGAGAUGGGGUGUAGGGCUCAGAGCCAGUGAAGGAUCUCUCACCUAUGCUCAAGCCUCAGCCUCUACCUGGGCUGCAGUUUGCAGGGCAGGAAAGGAGUGUCUCUGAAGUGAAGGCAGGAAGACAGGGCAGAGGUGGCGGCUCCUCAGCCUCCUGCUCUGGACAAGGCCUAUGCCAGGUGCUCUAAGCUGAUCUCUGCCAGAUCCCCACCUCUGAAGCAUGUGGUGGCCUCUCUCACAUCCCAAGGCAACAUCUUGCCAGUUAUACAUGAAUGGGGACCACAGACAUGAGCAUCUGUGGGAGGGAACUCAACCCUUGGCUUGCAGAUGGGGAAGCUAAGGCCUGGCCAGGGAGCUCAAAUGACCCUUGAGGCUCCUCUGACUGUGCCUUGUCUUCUCCACUUUUCCCCCAAACUGGGUCCCACCUACCUGCAAGUCCCAGCACCUUUGGCCUGAGAAAACUGGAGAAGUAUCUUCUCCCAGAUAAGGGUCUCCCCUCUCCACCCCUUAGCUCCAGCUGCCUGCCACCCCAGGUCCCACCUCCCAGCCUACCCCCUGCCCCUGCUGGGUAAGGAACUGGCUCCUUCCCAGACUGAGCAGCCAGCAGUGCGCAUGUGAAAUUGUUGUCAUUGUCCUGGGACACUGUGAAAUGAGUGCCCUCCACUGCCCUCCCCCUUCACUUGGCUCUAUUUUGUAUAUAAGUAACAUGAGAUAUUUUGUGUGUGUGUGUGUGUGUGUGUUUGAUCUGUGUCAUGGUUUUGUUACCAUUUUUGUUUUUGUAAAUUUGAAUGUUCAAAAUAAACAUGGUUUACUCGGA